Messenger RNA from Rosa rugosa (rugosa rose), 1208 nucleotides. RefSeq lists its product as uncharacterized. NCBI's taxonomy places the organism in Eukaryota, Viridiplantae, Streptophyta, Magnoliopsida, Rosales, Rosaceae. Gene Ontology annotation, biological process: RNA processing. The coding region runs from base 98 to 907 and encodes 269 amino acids. The transcript has 7 exons. The record is from RefSeq and is a predicted model, not a curated record. Gene Ontology annotation, molecular function: ribonuclease III activity.
UCAUCUAUUCCUUCCCUCAUUCUUAUCGGCUCCCCCAUCUUCAUUCCCUCUUCUUGGUCCGCUCCGAGACACACAAGAAACAGCAGAAAGGCAAAGUAUGCAUGCUAUAUCAGUGCCUUCACCGAUGAGUGUGAGAGUAGUGAGAGUGGGAGCUUCUUGGGAUACCCAACAAAGACUCCCAUACAACCGCAACGCCCCAAGAAAGUUAAAGCAAACCCCCUCCUCCACCACCAUUCCCACCACCGAAACCCCUCCAACUGUCUCUCUAACUGCCUCAACUACCCGUACGGCCGACCACGUCUUUGAACUUCUCAAACGCCCAACUCAAGAGGAGAGAGUAGGAAUGGAUGAGUUAUAUAUGGGCUACGACCGAUGGUUGCCUAGUCCACCCAAGGUACAGAAGCCUAGUUCUCCCAAGGUACAGAAGCCUAGUACACCAAAGGUACAGAAGCCUCAGACCGUACUCAAUGCAGUCUCAUUAGCUUACCUCGGCGACUGUAUUUAUGAGCUAUAUGCUCGCAGGCACUUUUUGUUCCCCCCCUUGAGUAUUGAAGAGUAUAAUGAUCGUGUGAUGGCUGUUGUACGCUGUGAAGCACAGGAUGCACUGCUCCAGAGACUUCUAAAGGACAAUUUUUUAUCAGAAGAAGAGAGGAAUGUCCUUAGGUGGGGAAAGAACAUCAGUUCAGCUAAAACACGAACAAAGAAGCGUGCUGGUGCAGCAGUCUAUAACAGAGCAUCUUCACUGGAAACAUUAGUUGGACAUCUCUACCUGACAGAUGUAAAGCGUUUGGAAGAAGUCAUGGUGAAGUUGGGGUUCUCAACUGAUUCUUCUAUGCAGUUGACAUCAGAAGAUGCAAAUGGUAAGUCUGCACCAGCAUCAGAAGAUGCAAAUGGGCAAGCAUCCUAGUUGAUGAAGAUGGCACUGAAAUCGGAUGUUCCAAUGGGAAAACCUUCUGAUGACCUUUUUUGUACUGUAUGUUGAAUUGUUGAUAGCCCACGUGGUUGCGAAUUUGUUUAGUUUUAGAAAUUCUACGACUCAGAAGAUUUUGUGUAGGCCAAUAUCUAAGCUUUGUGUUCCGACAAUAUUGUACAAGUACUUUGUAUCUGAGUUACACUAAGUGCUGAGUUUUGGCACUCAGCAAAUCAUCAAUUUACGAUCACAGAUAAUCUAGGGUUCGGCACUAGAUUAUUACAGGGUUUCGACUUUA